AUGUCCACUUAUCAAGAUUUGGAAGCCAAAUAUGAAACCGAGGAAACGCCAGAAUCACUCAUGCUGCGUGUUCACUUUCCUAAUGGUUUUGAACGUGAGCAUAUUGGUGGUAAGGUUGAAUACGAUCUUGCAAGGGUGAGAGUUCAUGGUGAAAGAUCUCUUGGAUACGGAGGAAAGGUCCGUUUCAAUACAUUUUAUCAAGUUCCAGAAUAUUGUGACAUAAAAAAGGUUAAGGGAAAGUUCGAUGGAAAAACUGUCAUCAUCACAAUACCAACUAUUCCAGGUAAAGUCCCUAAAAAAGAGCCACAAGAACCUCCCAAAGAACCAGCACAAGAAGCAGAAUCAAACCCUGAAGAUGAUAAACAAGGUGCCCCUACUCCUACAGAUGAUAAUCAAGAGAAAACCAAAUCAACAACUGAGAGUAAAAAAGAGGCUGAUCAUGAGACUUCAGCACCACCAAAUGCCACACAAGAGCCUAUGCAUCAAAAGGGUCAAGAGGGAGAUCAACAAAAAGCUACAAUAACUAAAGUUGAAAGUGGAAAACAAGUUGGUCAAGAGACUUCAACCCCAACAAAGGACACAGAAGAGUCUAAGUCUCAAAAGGGUCAAGAAGGAAUCCCCCCAAAAGCUGAUAGUACAAAAGUUUGUCAUGAUGGAUCAACUUCAACCCCACAAGAACACACAAAAGAAUCUAUGCCUCAAAAGGGUAAAGAAGAAACUCCCCCAAAAACUACCUUUUCAACAAAUGCCAAGCUUCAAGGAGAGGAAAAGUUUGCAGAGGAAAAUGAUGAGAAUGAGGAAAAGCAGAAGUCUAAUGAAAAGGUAGAAAGCGAAGACCGUUCCAAGAAGGAUUUGGAAUCAGGAAAGGCACAUGAAAAGGAUGGGGUGGAGGAUUCCCCUAAAAGGGAAAUCAAAGAAGAAAGUAAAGGGUUGGGAACAUUUGAAGGAGAGAAAAUGAAUGGUAAAAUUGGCAAUGAUGUUGGAUACAAGAGUGAUGAAAAGGCCAUGCCUGAAUCAGCAACAAGGUCUAGAAUUAAGGAAGUAGCUGCUUCUGCUUCUCAAGCUGUGACUAGUCUAGCCAAGAGGUUCAAUGAAGAAGAUAAACAAAGGAUAAUAUACAUGGGGGCAGCAGUUCUCGUGGUGGCACUAGGAGUUUAUGCUACCUACAAGCUUCGUUUACGUAGACCAUAG
Messenger RNA from Sphenostylis stenocarpa, 1191 nucleotides. The record is from the annotation of a GenBank genome assembly. Lineage: Eukaryota; Viridiplantae; Streptophyta; Magnoliopsida; Fabales; Fabaceae.